CUAUAUACUCAAAAUUAAGGGAAAGAAACUUAUCCAUUUUAUUUAAUUUUUCUCUGUCUUAGAGUUCAGAUUUGUGAUUGCGAUUACGACCACGAUCACCAUCUUCGCCACUAAUUUGCCUUCUCUCUAUCUUGAAUGUUGCUUCUGUCUAAUCAACACUUUUCCAUGACCUUUGCUUUUGAUUUUCAUCACACCACACCACGCUUCUCUGCUUUUCAAAACCAAAUAUGAAGUCACCUUCUCGAGCUUUGUCUGGUGGUGAUUCAAAGAGUAAAAGAUCAUGUCUUUAUGCCAUGUUCCCGGCAGUUUCUUUAAUUUGUGCUGUUAUAAUUUUCACGAGUUUGAUCUUCUCAUCACAGCUGAGGCUAUCAAGCUGGAAAAUAGACGCUCAACAAACUGCAACAGUUGAUAAAUGCAAGAACCAGUGCAGGCCUAAGGGUAGUGAGGCAUUACCUGCAGGCAUAGUGUCCUCCACUUCCAGUUUCGAUUUGCGACCUCUUUGGGAUCCUCCCACGCCUAGAAAGAGAGGUCAUCACACUGUAGAACCUGCUGAAGGUGCUGCAGAAGAUAAGCUAAAUGCAUCCAGCAGUUUGUUUGCGAUGGCAGUUGGGAUAAAGCAGAAAGACCUUGUGGACAAAAUGGUCAAAAAGUUUCUAGAAAGUAAUUUCACUGUGAUGCUCUUCCACUAUGAUGGUGCUGUUGAUGGAUGGAAUGAUCUUGAGUGGAAUAGUCGUGUCAUUCAUGUGUCAGUAAACGGUCAAGGCAAAUGGUGGUUUGCAAAACGUUUCUUACACCCUGACAUAGUUGAAGACUAUGAUUACAUUUUCCUUUGGGAUGAGGACCUGGGAGUGCAAUACUUCCACCCAGAUAGGUAUAUUUCUAUUAUCAAACUUGAAGGGUUAGAGAUAUCACAGCCAGCACUGGAUCCUAAGAACUCAGAAGUGCAUCAUCAGAUUACUGCACGUUUGAGGAGAUCAACAGUGCACAGAAGGACCUUCAGAGCUGGUAAUGAUGGUAAAGGGUGUGAUAAAAACAGUACAGCUCCACCUUGUACAGGGUGGAUAGAAAUGAUGGCUCCUGUUUUCUCAAGAGCUGCAUGGCGUUGUGUUUGGUAUAUGAUUCAGAAUGAUUUGAUCCAUGCAUGGGGUCUAGACAUGCAGCUUGGCUACUGUGCUCAGGGUGAUCGAACAAAAAGCGUUGGUGUUGUGGAUUCUGAAUACAUUAUCCACUACAAUCGUCCCACCCUCGGAGGAGUAGAUCAGACUGUGCUUAAACCUCAGGAAAAGGAUCACAGAGUAGACGUGAGGAGACUUUCUUACCGGGAAUUAGAUAUUUUUAGGAAACGUUGGGAAAAGGCAGUUAAGGAGGAUGAAUGUUGGGUGGAUCCAUUUCCACAGUCAGAGUAAGAAUUGGAUUGGCAGACAAAUUUUAUGUAAGUUUUGUACAGAAAAAAACAUAUUAUAUGUGAACAGAAAUGCUACUUGAAGCUUCAGCAAGGGUGGAUCAUGAGUAAGACAUACAGAGAAAGCUUAUAAGAUCACAUGGACAUGACUCCUGGAAUAAUUUUUUUUUCUUAAAUAAGCUGGGUGCCUUCAGUGAAAAUUUUCCUCCUUUUAUUGGAUCAGCUUUGAAGGGAAAUAAAAUAAUGAUAAGAGGGUAGUUAGAAACAUGUAA
Molecule: messenger RNA, 1674 nt
Organism: Vigna umbellata (rice bean)
Lineage: Eukaryota; Viridiplantae; Streptophyta; Magnoliopsida; Fabales; Fabaceae
Source: RefSeq, a predicted model, not a curated record